Messenger RNA from Akanthomyces muscarius, 1083 nucleotides. RefSeq lists its product as uncharacterized. Gene Ontology annotation, cellular component: plasma membrane. The transcript has 7 exons. Gene Ontology annotation, biological process: cell surface receptor signaling pathway; adenylate cyclase-activating G protein-coupled receptor signaling pathway. NCBI's taxonomy places the organism in Eukaryota, Fungi, Ascomycota, Sordariomycetes, Hypocreales, Cordycipitaceae. Bases 1 to 1083 code for a protein of 360 amino acids. The record is from RefSeq and is a predicted model, not a curated record. Gene Ontology annotation, molecular function: G protein-coupled receptor activity.
AUGGCUGUCGUUCCGAAUGGCACUUCGGUCGAGUCGGCGCCCUUGUCGGCGCCUAAGUCCCACGACCAGACCCAUACGCUCAGUGUGGUGAUUCUAAUUGUUGCCAUGUUUUCUGCCCUCGGCGCAAUGUGGAUGAUUUUGGGCUUUGUGAUGAACAAAUCGUUGCGAACAUUCAGACACCAACUUAUCCUUGGUCUGGCUGUUAGUGACUUUUUCAUGGCCAUCAACUUCCUGUCUUCUGCUGCCGUCAACCUGUCUGGCCAAGAUAUUGGGUCGAAGGCCUGCAAAACCUUUUGCAGCUUCAACGGAUUCAUGAUUCAAACGUUUGUUGAUCAGACCGAUUAUUGGGUGCUUUCUAUUGCGGCCUGCACAUUCAUCAUGGUCGACGACAAGAAAGCAAUUUCACAGUGGAUUCAAAACAAUAGAGCCGUAGUUUGGACAAUUCCCUGGGUGUUGUCCCUUCUUUGGGCGACGCUCGGACUAUGCUUGGCUGGAUACGGAGACAUUGGAGCGUGGUGCUGGUUUACGAGUGACAAGACCAGACUCUUGGUCAAUUUUCUCCCUCGCUGGAUCAUCAUUGGACUGAUGCUUCUUCUGUAUCUUCGUCUACACUUUAUCAUCCACCGCGCCCACGACAAUUUCGUUUCUUUCAACGACGAGGAGGAAUACGGUGCGGGUUCGGGGUCGUAUUCUGCCUCCAAGAGUGGCGGAACAUGGUCUCAACAGCCUGUGCAUCUGUCAAAGCUGUCCGAGGGCUCCAGCCAGGAGCGCAUCGUGGCGCCAUCUUCGCCACCGGCUCCCGUACCGAGACCAAAAGUACGAAAGAGCAGAGGAGCUGCUGAUUUGCGCAGACUCUCUUAUCAAAUGAUGCUGUAUCCCUUGGUGUAUAUGCUCAUCUGGGCGCUGCCGACGGCGAUCCGAAUCUAUCAGGCCGUCAGUGGACACUCGGCCUCGUUCCCAAUUGCCACUGUUGACAAGUCUUGUAUUGUUGUUCAGGGCCUUUGCGAUGCCCUCGUCUACGGAUUCAACGAGAAAACUUGGCGCGGCUGGAAGGAGAUUUUCACACGAAAGAAGGGUAUCUGA